GGAGAAUCAAUCUGGGUCUGGGACGCGGAGGUUUUUUUUUUUUUUAAAUAAUGAUUCAAAGAUAAGAGAAGCCCCCUCCCCGGGAUAUGCAGAACCACCGGCGGCGAGUUUGAAUCUCCUAGACCGAUAAAUCUACCCCUAAUUUCUAGGGUUUGCUCUUCUUCGUCGUUUCGCGACGCAAAUUUCUUCAUUCUGGAUGGAAGGAUGAAACCCUAGAGAUCCAGAGUCUUGAGGAUCAAAAAUAAGAUGUUCAUGGAGGAGGCGACAACAAGCAAUGGUGAAUUUAUAGAGAAGAAGAAUCAGCGAAAUUGUUUGGUGGAAAGUGAAGCGUUGAAUAAUUGGAGUGCAGGAGGUGGUGGUGAUAUGGCUAAUUCUGCCAAUGCAAGUUCCAGAGAUAGCAAGAAGAUACAAACUUAUAAGCGGAGAAAACUUGGGAGGUCUGAUUCUGGGAAUAAGUGUUCCGAAAACGAUAUGGAAGGUGUUAGUCACUCAGGAAGCCGGGAGUCUAUCUCUUGUGAAUUAUAUAAUCAAAGGUUCAGCACUGGAACUCAUCUUACUGGUGAACUCCCAAAGCUUUCUAAUCCAGAUAAACCAUCAAGUGAAUCCAAGUAUGAGACUGCGACAGCCGGUUGCCAGCAUGUUCUGUCUCAUGUUUUAGCUUCAAAGGAGUUUGCUUCCCUAAGUAAGUUGCUUUCCGAAAAUCUUCAAGGUGUCAAGAUUGAAGACCUUAUAAGCAGAACUCUGAUAGACACCAGGAUGAAAGAAGGUGUUUAUGAAAGUUCACCCGUGCUCUUUUUGACGGAUCUCCAAGAGGUCUGGCAAAAAAUACAGGAUGUUGGUAAUGAUAUGGCUGUUCUUGCUAAUAGUGUUUUGGAGCUUUCAAGAACCUCCUAUAACGAACAGUUGAAGCAGUUCUACACUGCAGAAUCGAAGCCUCAUCCCAAUGCAGAGAACAUCAGAAAUGACAGUCUUUAUGACAUUUGCAAGCUAUGUGGAGAGAAGGCAGCGCCAAGAGAUUGUUUAGCAUGCGAUCAUUGUGAAGAUAUGUACCACGUCUCAUGUGCACAUCCUGGUGGAAAGGGGAUGCCGACACACAGUUGGUAUUGUUUAAACUGCGCAUCUAAGGGAUUCGGAUCACCUCACGAGAAUUGUGUAGUGUGUGAAAAGAUGAAAACCCAAGGGAUGAUGAAGACGGACAACAGAUGUGUUGAUAUGAGUACAGACUGCAAAGAAGAUUCGGAUGAAUCUGAAGAGACUUCAAGCUGUAACAUGAAUCAUGGGGUUCACCACGUAGAGAUGAACAUAGAUUCUAAACUCUGUAGGACCUGUGGAACAAAAGUGGAGAGUGGCGGAAAGUACAUAACAUGUGAUCACCCUUUUUGCCCACACAAGUAUUACCACUGUGAUGGGUGUGAUGAUGCAUAUCACAUUUAUUGCAUGAAACCUCCAUGUGAAUCGGUUCCAAAUGGAGAAUGGUUUUGCACAACAUGUAAAGCUGCGAUUCUUAAAGUUCGCAAAGCACGAAAGACUUUUGAGAAGAAGAUGGAGACACGGCAGAAACAGAAAGGAAGAAAAACCAGGAAUGUCGGGAGCAAACUGCGAAGUAAAAGCAAUGGCGAAUUGGAUAAAAGCGUAGGAGGAAUGGACAUGCUUCUAAACGCAGCUGACACACUGAAAGAUGAAGAACAGAUGACAUUUCAAUCCAUCAAAUGAAGGAUUGGAUUAGAGAACAGACAAGCAAUACAGCUUCUUGUCCCACAAGAUUUUUCAAUUUGUUCAUCUUCCUAACUAUCAAAACCUUAAUAUUGAUUUUUGUCUACAAAGUUGUGCUCAUUUGGAAAUUUACAGAUUUUGCUAACUUUUGAAAAAGCAAGACAUAAUUCUGUUGAUAACUUCUUAGAUUGAAAUCUAUUAAUCAACAGUGCAUUGUGAUCUGCUGA
This is a messenger RNA of Camelina sativa (false flax), 1940 nucleotides long. The record is from RefSeq and is a predicted model, not a curated record. NCBI's taxonomy places the organism in Eukaryota, Viridiplantae, Streptophyta, Magnoliopsida, Brassicales, Brassicaceae.